AUGACAGUGAAGUUCACACUUAUAUCUACUUAUUCCUCUGCACAGCCUGAUAGUCAAUGCAGGCGUUAUGACAAGAAACAGAAAACAGAAUCUAUGAUUCCCUCAAUUGACUAUAGUUGGUUCAUGGUGAGCGUUGAUUUGAUGGAUGUUCUAUUGUCACUGUAUAAAAUUCAUGUAAGAUCAAAGAAUUAUAAAGUUUCCUACCAUUUUCUUGAUGUAACUGUACUGAACAGUUGGACUUUUUAUAGAAGAGAUUAUAGAGAACAUAGUAUUCCCUCCAGCAACAUGCUCAUUCUCCAAGAGUUCAAACUCUUACUAGAUGAAACACUCCUUGAAGGUAAAUCCACAGUCUCAGAAAAGAGCGGUCGUCUUUCCCUUGAAAUUAUUGUAUCUCAAUUCACCGAAAGAAAAACUCAUGCUGCAAAACAGAUCCCCAGAGAGAAUAUUAGGGAUGGGCAAUACCACUACCUCGUGGUUGUGAAGAGAGGCAGAGGGGAAAAAAAACAUAACAAAACAGGGUGUGGUGUUUGUCCUGUAACAUUUUGCUGCACGUGUAAUGUUCAUUUGUGUCUAAACAACAAGAACUGUUUUCUAGGUUUCCACAUGGCGUAA
Messenger RNA from Penaeus indicus, 612 nucleotides. RefSeq lists its product as uncharacterized. Lineage: Eukaryota; Metazoa; Arthropoda; Malacostraca; Decapoda; Penaeidae. The coding region runs from base 1 to 612 and encodes 203 amino acids. The transcript has a single exon. The record is from RefSeq and is a predicted model, not a curated record.